Messenger RNA from Candidula unifasciata, 1242 nucleotides. The record is from the annotation of a GenBank genome assembly. Lineage: Eukaryota; Metazoa; Mollusca; Gastropoda; Stylommatophora; Geomitridae.
AUGGCAGCAAACUUGUUCUUCAAGCUGAACGGAUGCAUCACGAACAGAUGCAGCCUCUUGUCUUCAGUAAAAGGAGAAAGUGUCCUUGCUCACACACAGGCUUGCACUGUUUUAAUGCGCUGUCAUUUCAAGUCCUGGUUUGAAAGUCAGGUGCGGGAGUACAGAUUAACUGGACCUGAUGACCAGAAGGGUGUCAACAAGGCAGUUUCUGAUGCAGAAAAGGUUGUAGGGUACACAACAUCUUUUCUCAGUCUUCGAUGUCUGCUGUCAGAUGAAAUGUCAAACAUAGCUCUUCAUAUGAGGAAAUUGGUUGGCACAAAGCACCCUCUGCUAAAAACUGCAAGAGGACUAGUCUUUGAUGGCAAGCACAAUCUCCAGAUGAGAGGACUGCUGGUAUUACUGAUCUCAAAAGCUGCAGGUCCGAAACCUGGGGGAGGUAACUGUGAACAGGACAGAAUCGGCGGUGUCUACUCAAGCCAGCGUUCACUUGCUGAAAUCACAGAAGUUAUCUACACUGCCAACCUCAUACACAAGGGUGUUGUCAACCUUGAUUUGCUCAGGCCUGAAGACGGGCCACUCCCAGACAUGGAGUUUGGGAACAAAAUAGCUGUCCUGAGUGGUGACUACCUUCUGGCGUCUGCUUGCUCAGGCCUUGCUAAACUAGAGAACCCUAUAGUGCUAGAACAAAUUGCUAGUUCUAUUGGAGACAUGAUGUCUGCAGAAUUUACUAACUGUACAGAUUCCAGUGGAACACCAACAAUGCCGGAGAGUUGCCGGGGUUUUUCAGACUGGCUGAGGCAGACCUACUUGUCUCUUGGCAGCUUGCUUGCCAAGAGCUGCCAGUCUGCCAUGACACUUGCAGGCCACUCCACAGACUUUGAGACAAUGGCAUUUGCAUUUGGGGAGAAUGCAACUUACGCUCAACAGUUGUGCAAGGACAUGGUACCCUUUACACAACAAGAUGAGUUAUCAGCUUUGACCUUGGCCUUAGCCCCCAUCUACUUGUACAGAGAAAAAGUGACCUUACAUGAGUUCAAACAUCUUGAGGAACUAUGGCAAGCCGGGCCAGCAAAUUUUAAAAAGAUUGCCUCAAUUAUUCUGAAAAGUGGAGUUCUUGAUCAAGGCAAGGAAUUGUGUCUGCAACACAGGAACAAGGCAAUAGCAUGCUUGGAGUGUUACCCUGCCUCAGAUGCCAAAGCGGCCCUCAUUAAUAUGGUUACAGCUAUGAGUGAUGUUAGAUAA